AUGGUCCAAUACCAAACCGGCCACAGCCACCAUCCUCAACACUACUGGAAACUGCAAAACUGGUCCGCGGAACCACGUCUUCUCCGAGCUCAACACCGAAAAGGCACCCUCCCUUUCCCAGCACCCGCAGCAAAGACCACCCCGGCACGUCUUGCACAAAUCGCCUCUCGAUUCGAACGCAACCUGAUCAACUAUGAAGCCUGCGAUAUACGUGAACUGCGACGCUUUGUGACCGACAGACGUCUCAAACCGCAGCGAGGGGACGCGACCGAUUCUGCAAGAGUGACCCGCGAAGAGCUCAUCAAGAGGCUCGAACGCGCAGACGAGACCGCCAAAUUCGAGCAAUUCCUGGAUCUGCCCGCGGAGCUGAGGGUGAAGGUAUACGAAUGCGCCGGCGAAUUGUAUAGCGAGAAAGAGAUCGUGGCGGCACUGCCACCGCCACCGAUCGCUGGAGUCUGCCGUCAGCUGCGAAAGGAAUCACUGCCCGUCUUCUACGGAAAACAGCGCGUAGCCAUAUGCCUGUCCAUCGACGAUGCCGGCCAUGCAAAUCUGUUGCUUCGCUCAAAGAAUUUCUUCAAGCACGCGAGGCCAGACACUUUCGCUGCGAUCGUAAAACUGAAAGUUGAGGUUGUCCAAGGUUGUAAAAGGGUCGCGUGGGUGACAGAUCUGCCGCGGAGAGGGCCAGAUUGUCGGAUCUCUGAGCCAGAGGUAAUUGGGUCAUCGGCGCAUGAGACGCCAGACGACUCAGCAACCGUUGAGGAAAUUAAGGAGAGAGAGCGAAUUGAGAGAGAGCGAAUUGAGGAGAAAGACGCGCUGCUGAAUAUGUUCUUCGGAAAGAUGGCUCUGCGAGGAGAGGGGAUGAGAUUGCGUCGAGGGGAUGGAGAGGAGUUGCGGGAGGUUUUGUCGGAGGUCUAA
Messenger RNA from Lecanosticta acicola, 915 nucleotides. The record is from the annotation of a GenBank genome assembly. NCBI's taxonomy places the organism in Eukaryota, Fungi, Ascomycota, Dothideomycetes, Mycosphaerellales, Mycosphaerellaceae.